Messenger RNA from Drosophila mauritiana, 3857 nucleotides. RefSeq lists its product as uncharacterized. The transcript has 5 exons. Lineage: Eukaryota; Metazoa; Arthropoda; Insecta; Diptera; Drosophilidae. Gene Ontology annotation, cellular component: cytoplasmic side of plasma membrane; actin cytoskeleton. Gene Ontology annotation, biological process: membrane organization; cell projection assembly. Bases 163 to 3564 code for a protein of 1133 amino acids. The record is from RefSeq and is a predicted model, not a curated record. Gene Ontology annotation, molecular function: actin binding; phospholipid binding.
CGGCAGCGACUCGGCCUGGUUGCGAUUCCCACAAUUGCUCCGCGCGUGUCCCCCAAUUGCGAGUGUGUGUCCUGAUCCGCGUUGAAGGAUAAUCGCCAGAGAAUUUUGAUUUUUAACAGCUGUUUUUGCCACGGACCCGGGAUUAAAUUGCAUCCUGCCGCGAUGAGAACCCUGCCAUUUUUGUUGGCGCUGGCGCUCUUGGCCUUUGGAGUUGCCUCAUCAUCAUCCUCUACCACCAGCACCACCACGUCGGUUAAGCCUAAAAUAGCUAAUCCAAAGGCUGAGUCCGAUAAACCCACCAAACAACCAUCGCCAUCCGCAUCUCCAUCGCCAUCUUCCAAGACCACAAACACCUCCACCACCCGGCAAUCUAAGGCCUUAAAGCCGGGCGAGAAUCGUGGAAAGAGAACGCUCUAUGACUUUGGAAAUGCCGGUUAUCUGUAUCCGGAAGUGGCAUCCCGGAGGGCUGGCUACGUGGACAACGCAGCGAGCUAUUAUCCCCAAAGUGGUUACUUCAAUGGUCAGAGUGCAGUUGCUCAAUAUCCCGGAAGCUUUGGACCCGCCUAUGCUCAAUAUCCUCAGUAUUUGGAGGCUCCAGAGCCCAUCAUCGAGAUCAUCAUCAAGGAUGCCAAUGAAACAUUAGCGGAAGAGCCCGCCCAGCCGAUUGUGACCAAGAAGAAGAAAAAGAAGGAGAAGGUGCACGUGUUCUAUGUGAACUACAAGAAGGAUCAAAACAACAAGUUGCAUCUGGAGUCGCCGAUUGCUUCGCUGAACAACGACGACAACGAGGAGGAAGAAGAGGAGGAGGAAGAAGUCAUCCAGUAUCCGGUUACGCCCCUGCCCCCGCUAAAAUCCACCACCCUGCGUACUAUUAUCCACCCGGACUCGGAGAAAUACCACAGUAACUCCGGUAUUCAUGUGUCGUUCGGAGCGGAGAACAAGCACCAGACCGGUCACAUUCUGGAGGAGCACGAUGCCGAAAGCAUUCAACGCCAAGUGGUGGCACUGCCGCCUUCGGUGUCCUCCAAAUCGGAGGGCAGCUAUGUGAGCAAUACCCGAGCGGAUUACGGACGAGAGAACAACUUUGGAUCCCGGCCAGGACCUAUUUCCAAUAUGCUCUUUGGCAGCAACUACCAACAGUCGGGUAUCAACUACCAGCAGCAACAACAGCAACUGCCCACGCAGCACAGCAACAACUACUUCAGGCCGCCAUCGGCUCUGGUGGGUCCUCCCCCCAACUACCCGAAACCAGCGCCCCAGCAACAGGUGCAGCAGCCUCAUCGCCCCAGCAUCACCCAGCAGCAAUUGCCCUCCACUUCCUCCCAGACCAUUUUCAACAAGCUGGUGCAACAGUCGCAGUUCUACAUCAACCACAAUCAGCAGUACCCACAGCAGCAACAUCACCAGCCGCAGCACCAGCAGCAGCACCAACAGCAGCACCAGCUGCAGCACCAACAACAGCAUCAGUAUCAACAGCAGCAUCAGCAUCAGCCGGCAACGCAGCAGCAUCAACAUCACCAGGCACCACAGCAGCAUCAGCAGCAGGCCCCGCAGCAACAACAGUAUCAGAAACCUCCGCAUAAACAGGUCCAGGUGCCAUUCUUUCCAACCAUUCCGCCAAAGAGCGUGACCCCUGCUCCCUACCAGCCCGUCAAGUUCCGCCCCACACCAGCACCUGUGGCCCCGGCCAAACCCCUACCUCUGCCCGUCAAACUGGACAAUGCGAACUACCAACAGCAGCAGCAGCAACACUAUCAGCCGCAGCAGCAACAGAAAUUGCCGCAUCAACAGCAAUCUUAUCAGUUCGUUCGUCAACCCCAAUUUGUGCAGCAGCCACAGUUUGUGGUGCGUUCACCCACUCCACCCCCAGAAUACUACUCCCAGCAGAAGCAGCAGGCGCAGCAGCAACAUCAUCAGAGCGCUCUCAACUAUUUUGACAUCAAGCCAUCAAAGGAGACGGAGCUGCUUAAGUCCAUUCCCAAGUUCGAGCAACACAUCACAGAGACCGUACAGAAUCCAAUUGCUGCCGCACAGCAGCCACAGCAGCAAUAUCAUCAGCAGCAGGUGCAGCAACAACAGCAGUUUGGAUAUAGCAGCACGAGGAAUGAGGUGAUCCACGAUGUACCUGCUCCCAACUUGGGACCCACGGCUCAGCAGCACAUCUCUGGGCACUAUAUAACGGCAGGAUCAUCUGGUGUCCAGCAAUCGCAAUUCGGCAGCUUUCCCAGUGCAGCCCCAACGCAACCUCCCGUCUACGCAGAGUCCACUCAUGGCCAGAAAGUGAUGGUGGUGACCCCAGUGCCCCCAUCCUCCAACUAUGUGACCUAUAGCCAGUACUCCCAGACCGCUAAUGAGCCUGUGGUGCACAUUAAUGCUCAGUCUGCGGCUCUGCAGGCUCAGGCCAGCACCAACUUCGCCCAACAGCCCAGGCAGCCUGCCUCAUCUCUGAUCAGUGCUCCAUCCACGGAUAAUUCGCCCUUCAGUGUAUCCACCUACCACUCGGACGUGUUCAAGGAGCUGGAGCAGCGCAACCAGAAGGAUAAGAAGGUGCCACAGCAGGUGCAGCAACAGGCUCAGCAAAUUGCUGCAGCACCGGCUUCUGCUUCUGCUCCCGCUCCUACUUCCACUCCUGCCACUGCUCCGAAUGGCAAGGCCUCGCAGACCUUACUCCAAUUGCCCGACGAAGUGCCAGAUGAUCUCCGCCAGCAACUUUUCUCCUCCGGUAUCCUGAACAAUGCCGAUAUCUCAAUUUUGGACUAUGACAAGCAGGGGGAUAUUGCCCUAGAGAACCUGCCCGCCGAGCAUCUGCAGCACUUCUAUGGAGCCGGAGGUGGUGCCCAGAUUGCCGAGACCAACAAGGUUUUGACCGUGGUCAAGCCCAAUGGAGAUAAGGUGGCCCUCAGCGAGAAGCAGCUGGAUCGCGUGAAGCAGACGAACUCUCUGCCCCAGAAACAGGAUCUCGAUGUAAAGGUGGUGCGCUAUGAUGCCGCUCAGGGUCAGAGUGUGAGCGAUAAGUAUGUGCGCACCGAUGCCACCGUGGUGACCCCGGUGGAUUUGGCCGAACGGCAACAGUACAACCGCUACCUCCCUCUGAAGAUCAACGGAGCACAAUUCCCAAUUCCCGACAGCGAGGAGCUGCUGGGCAAGCGCAUUGUCAGCGUGGUAGUCCUGGCUCCCGUGGAGGCCCAAAAUCCUGGACAGGCGGCUGGUGAGGCGCGGAGCGCUGAUGGCAAAGAGGUCAAGUUCCUGGGCGGUGAGCUCAUCAAGACGCUGCUGAAGAAACCUACUAAAGAGAACUUCAAGCGCUGGCUGGAGAAGGAAUCGCGUACGGACUUGGAACUGCAGUCCGUCGUGCUGCUGGUGGCAAAAUCCACAGAUCCAUCCGCUGAGCAGGAGAUCUUUAUGUACGACAUUGGAACGGGCAGCAUAAACCGCCUGAACGGGGAGUUAUCCAGCACGUUUGUAAACGUGGCCGAGGAGAACGCCAGCAGCGAGGAUCUGGAGCACGCAGCCACAUUGGACCACAGUUCGCUGGAGUCCAUGAUGCAUCUGCGCCGCAGAUAGACAUCGCGAUCGAGUCGAGUCGCCGCAGUCCAAACAAAUGCCAUUUAGCUACUCAACUAGACAUGAUCAUCGUGUGCCCCUGAAAGACCCUCUGGACUUUAACUUCUUCCUUAGUUUUGUUUCUUCUCUUUUCCUGAACUGUCCUCAGGUUGCACAUUUUCCCUGAAAAAGAAAUCGUUUCAUUGAUCACGGCAUUGCAUUCAAUCCUCUCGUAGUAUUUCCAUUUUGUAAAUAUUCUAUGCUGAUGUUACAAUUAUCGUAAUUUAAGUUAAUUUACGUAAAAAUAUUAAAAU